Bombyx mandarina (wild silkworm) is the source of this 1142-nucleotide messenger RNA. RefSeq names its product ribosomal silencing factor RsfS-like protein, 312 (gene RsfS312). The record is from RefSeq and is a predicted model, not a curated record. Gene Ontology annotation, molecular function: ribosomal large subunit binding. NCBI's taxonomy places the organism in Eukaryota, Metazoa, Arthropoda, Insecta, Lepidoptera, Bombycidae. Gene Ontology annotation, biological process: negative regulation of translation; negative regulation of ribosome biogenesis. Gene Ontology annotation, cellular component: mitochondrion.
ACAAAAAGAGAAUGAAAUGAAACAAUUUUCCAGUUAAAUGGUAGAACUUUAGCGAUUUUGUUGAAAGAGCACGUGAAGAAGUGACUACUUUCAUUUUGGGUUUAAACAGAAAUGAACACUAAAUUAAAAUAAUAAAACAAUUUACAAAAUCUUCGUUAUCGAAAUCUGAUUGACAAAAUCUGAUAGUGAUUGACAAAUGACAGCUCAAAUGUCUCAAAUUUUAAAUUAACCUUAUAGUUUGUUUAUUUUCCCAAAGAUUCGUUUCAAAUUUCUACACUCGACGCUCUAAAAUUCUAUUUUAUUCUGCGAUUACUGCUUUAAACUUCAUUAUGAUAAGAAACCUCUUAUUACGUACUCGUAGUUUACAUAACAAUUCACGAAAAUGUUUUGUUGAUAAGCCAAAGAUUAGGCAAAUACACUGUGGAAUAUGCCUAAACAAUCCUAGGCAAACUUCCAAAUCAAAUAACACGCCAUCACCAGCUUUAACGAGCAAGUACCAGGUGAUAACGGAUAACAAUUCGCCUGUUAUUGAACAUACUACUGAUGAGAUUAUUACUACUAUGGAUAAAUAUCCAAUGAUAAGUGAUGAAUUUGAUGGUAUAAAUUUAGAAAGAGGAAAGUCAGGAGUAUUUGAAAUAGAAGAUCUCGUAGAAUUGCUUAAGCGUGAGAAUUCUAGAGAUAUCUUCGUGGCAACUGUACCCCAGGACAUCAGAUAUGUUGAUUAUAUUUGCAUUGUGAGUGCCCGCAGUAAGAGGCAUAUUCAAGCUCUUGCAGAGUUUGUGAGGAAAGUCUACAAAAAGAAACGUUGUCAAAGUGAUCUUAUUCCAAGGAUUGAAGGAAAAGAUUCAGGUCAAUGGGUUGCACUGGAUUUAGGCAACAUUGCACUACAUAUAUUUUCAGAUAGCACAAGAAAAAUGUAUGAUCUAGAAACCUUAUGGUCUGUUGGGCCAGAAUUUGAUGGACAGAUUAACAAAAAAAGUGAUGUUAUAGAUGUAUUUGAGAACUAUAGUGCUUAUUUGAAAGAUUUGAAACCAUUAUCAUAAGAUCAUAAGAUCUGAUGUACUGAAUAAGCUGUAAUAUGGAUUUUUUUAAGGUUUUUAUGAGUUGUAUUAUUGUUAUAUGUAAGUGAAUAAAAAUUAGUA